Amoebophrya sp. A120 is the source of this 10053-nucleotide messenger RNA. NCBI's taxonomy places the organism in Eukaryota, Dinophyceae, Syndiniales, Amoebophryaceae. The record is from the annotation of a GenBank genome assembly.
GAAUUCGCGCUAUUAUUAACCCAUCGCAUCGGUAGAAGAAGUUCUCAGUCCCGCCCUGUACCCGCCAUAAGCACAAUACCAAAAAUGUUGAAGAUCAGUAAAGAAUCCAUGAUUGAGCUCGACACGGAGCAGGUGCCGAUCAUCGAGGCGGGCGACCCCUUGAUCGUCACGAAGGACGACGACGAUGUGAUGGUAUCGAAAACGCCCGAGGACGAAUUGAAAAAUAACACGACCCGGGUCCUUUUCGACGAAGAUGUGGAAGGUAUAGAAGAUAAAUGGGAAGAUCUUCUUACUGGGCGCUUUUUGUCAUGCGAUAUGAUCUCACAUUGCAAACCUCAUUUCGCAUGCGUUCUUUGGGAGUAGAACAACAUGUACUCAGCAUACAAAAAUGCAGGUUCCUUCGCCUCCGACGCGCAGCAGUACGCAAAGGAAAACCCUUAUGGAUGUGUCAGGAUCGAAAUCGACAAAGUUGAAAGAACUUGUAAUGCAUGAAAUCGAUACCAGUUGGAAACCCAAUUUCCAAGCGGCGCAUGACAAAUUUCGGCACUGUCUAAAUCGAGUCUGUCAUGCUGUUGAGGGACAGAGGGCGUCUUUUGUCAUGCUACUUUAGCAGCUCUAUCGCAGACCCCAAACAGGCCUACAGUCGGUUUCGCUUGCCAUCCCUGCAAGAGAGGCACUUCAUGCCUUGCAAUUUAUGCAUCAGAAAUUAUUUCAACUUUGUCGAUUUCGAAUCUGACAGAUCCAUAAGCCUCAGGUGUUCGAAGGCAUGUGGCAAAGACUCUACCUGGAGCGGCAAGCGCGGUUGCUGGAGGGGCAAAUCAGCUUGCAGAACGAGCAACAGCGGAGAUUGACGGAGACGCUGCAGCAAGUUGCCCAGGCCAUGCAAUACACCGCGGGGGCGGUGAUCAGUAAUUCGAAUAAGAAUAGUACUGCGAGCGGACGAGCAGGAGCUGCAUCCUCUGGUGGUCCAUCAAACUACAACCCGUAUAGUUGUAAUUCGCAGAUGUUGACAUCAGCACCAGCGGGGUAUAAUGGCGCAGUAGAAACUGAUUUGACAAGCUUGGGUCCUGGUGCGAACGAUCCGCAGAAAGGUCACUUUCACCGCCAGGAGCUGAUCAUGAACGCGUUUAAUAACAGCCAAGUGCAUAUGGAAGCGUCAGGUUUGAAAUCGCCAAAGUUGAAAUAAUUUGUCAUGCAUAAAAUGGAUGAAAGAUUGUGACCCAAUUUGUAAGCGGCGCAAGACAAAUUUCGGUGGUCCCUAAAUCCACUUUGUCAUGCUGUUUAGGCAAAGAAGAGCGAUUUUCUUAUGCUACUUUAGCAGCUCGAGAUGUAACCCCAAACAGGCUUACAAUCGGCCUCACUUGCCUGCUCUGCAACACACGUGCCUCAGGUCACGCAUUUUAUGCAUUACAAAUUAUUUCAACUUUGACGAUUUCAAACCUGACGCUUCCAUAGUGCACGAGGAGGUGAAGGUGGAAUUAGAAAAUUCCAAACGGGAACUCGCCGAGCAAGUCGCCAAUUCGAAGGAGGAGCUCGGGCAUCUCAUGUCGAAGAUCGCGGGGGCGAAUGUAUGCUGUGCAAAAGUAUCGUACUCGUAGUGAUUGCAUUCAUGCAUUACAAAUUUUUUUAUCAAGGUAAUUCCGCAUUACAAAUUCCAUUUCUAUUGGUGAGAAAAUUUGUAAUGCGAUUUCUACUAGUACGCUGCUUUUGCAUUUCAUAGAAUGGAGGUGGAGCCAAUUCCGAGCCGAAAAAUUUGGCGACCCUCGACGCAGCUGUGAGUAGUGCUGGCAGAACCGGUGGGGAGCACCUGCAGGGCAGCAGACAUGGGCGAGGUAGGAAGGAUUUUUGCAUUAGGGUUUCGGAAGUGGGAAAAUCUAAAUUUUGGCGUCGAAGUCACAAUCUAUCAUUGGGGAGGUUUUUCUGCAUAGUAAGUGCAGCACGAAUUAUUCCAUAUGCUGUGUCAGCGAAAAACAAGUGAAUUCAGGUGCAUCCGCAAGCUCACGACCGUCGUCCGGAAUAAAGCAAGGCAAAUAUGCGUCCUCUUCGUCAAGACCGGGAUCUUCGCACGGAUCGCAUGGGAGAGGGCACAGCGCUGCGUCUGCGAACAAGCCGUCCCUGAUCCCCGCACCAAAAUCCGGUUUGAGUAAAGAAUCCCAAAAAAUCGUUCAGAAGCAGAUGGCCGAUGGGAGCAGCCAGUUUCGGAAGGAGGUGAGCGACAAGCAAAGGGAGAAAAAUCAGAAUUCGUCACAACACGCAGGAAUGAAUAAAGGUGGACUAGACACAACAACAGCAUCCGCUUCUGACUCGAAAAAGCCGUUCCUAGAGAACACGGUAUUCGAGUCCCUCGCGUCCAGACUUUUUCCAAGUUCGAAGGAAUCAACGACGAGGGAACAGGAUCGUCACGGAGAUGAGAAUUAUCGCAACAACAAUCUCAACACCACGAAUCUGUUCGACACCGACCACGCGGAGACGAAGGACGAGGAGCGGGGUCAGCGGGACGAAGGAACAGGAACUGCUGCAGGUCAGAAUGUUUUCAGUUUUUACUCCGCAAAAUCCUCGAAAGCCAGCGUGAUGUCGUAUGAAAGCACGGCGAGCGGCGGACGCUAUCAUGUGCAAAAAUAUCGUACUCGUAGUAUUCGCAAUUUUGCAAACCAGCACGACAAGUUUCUUAUGUCGUGUUGAGCGAAUUCGUAUUGCAAUACUACGAGUGCUGUACCACUUUUGCACAGGAUAGAUGCGAUAAAGACCCAACGAACUUCACAGCUGGCGUUGGCAUGACAAGUGACAAAAGUGCUUCCACCGCAACCGCUUCCGCAAAUCCGGAGAGGCUGACGUUUUACCAGAAUUUGAAAUCGGAAAUCGGGAAGUUAAACACGAUAUCCUGUGCAAAAGUAUCGUACUCGUACUAAUUGCAUUUAUGCAAAUCCGCAUUACAAAUUUGAUUUGUAAUGCUAAGUGAAUUUGUAAUGCAAUUUAUACUAGAACUAGUACGAUACUUUUGCAGUUCAUACACGAAGGAAUGUUUAACCUGGACAUCAUCGUCCUCCGCUUCUAGCGCUGGGAAUAAGAACGGCGGUGUAGGUUCCGGCUCUGGAACAGCGACGCAGGGUGCUAGUGGUGCAAUGAAAAAACGCACGAAAACCUCCACGUCGGCCGCGGGGACUACCUCCACCUCACCCGACCUCCUAGAACGCGUAGAAGACCGGCGGAUGCGGUAUGAAUUGAACAGGGAAAAAAUUUUGGGCGCGCAGAAAGAACAAAUCGGCGGGAGCUCGUCUUCGACGUCAAGACGGGAACAACGAGGAGGCGGACAUCAGAGUAGAGCUGUUACAACCGGGGUUGAUUUACCGAAUUUCGCAGAGACGAACUUCCAACAUUCGGUGCAAAAUGAUCCGGAAAUCGUGCAGCGGAAUUACAACAAAACGGUGCUGAAAUCGUCCUCGUCGCAUGGAGUUGGUAGUGCCAAUACAAAUUCGAACUCACGUACAACUCCACGCGGCGGCGGUAAUGUUGGUGGUGUCGGAACUACAUCAAACAGUACCAAUGUCGUGAUGUCCACAACCAAGCCCGCGCAUCUGAAGCAGGAAACGCGAACGGAAAUCAUCCGGAGGGAGGACAUGGCGAAUAUUGGUGGUGGAAAAAUUGCCCCAGCAGCACCCGCAAGACAGACUGCUGGCAAACUACAAUCCAGCUCGAAUAACAACAGCUCCACUGCCCGCCGAAACAACAUGGCGACGAGAAUACGGGACAAGCUGCAUCCAAAUCUUGUCCCGCCCAACACCGACAACCCAAACAUCCAACCCGCCCCGGUGACUAAGCCGAAGCCCUUAUCCUGAGUAAAUACGUACCCACACCAUAGUUGUCAUGCAACUCUGCAUGCUUAAAAUGUUUCUCAUGCGGAGCCCCAUGAGAAGCAUUUUCUAGUGUGGUUUUGAAAUUUGUCAUGCUCCAAUCAGCACGAGAUACUAGAUCUGUAAUGCUGCUAAACUAGCUCAAACAGCACUACACUACGCGGACAAACUUGUCAUGCCAAACAACCAAAGCUGGCUGAUUUGUCUAGCAGAUUCCCCAUCCUGACUCUGGUGUGGGUACGUUUUUACUCAGGAUAACCCUUCAGCUUUGACAGAAAAGAGCCCGACGAAUACGACAAUGACGACUUGCUGCUGAACACGACCGAGGGCGUAUCAAAUGCAAAUAUCUCCCGUGGAUGUCUGGAAACUUGUGAUGCAAGCACGGGGAAAAUAGUGAGCACACUGUAAUGCGUUGCACAGCAUGACAAGUUUUUCCGUGGUUCUGAGUUGCGUACUCCGCAUGAGAAACUACGUUUUUGCAAGACAUAAAGGAGGAGCUCGUCUUUGCGGCUACGCAAUACAGAGCUCAGAGUCAUACCAGACUUGCAUGAGAAAUCUUCCAGAUGACCCAGACAUAUUUGCAGUUGAUAGGGCGAGCUGAUCUGUGAAGAGGCGAAAGAGGAAACCAUGCUUGCGCAGUUGGUGGAGGAACGGGAGAAGAUUGAAAACGAAAAACGGGAAAUGGAAUUGGAAAAACUGAGGCUCGAAGCGAAGAAAGCGCAUAUCAGAAGGAAAAAUCCCCUCUCCCCAUAUCCAAACGAAGUUUCUGAUGCAGGAUUUGCGUACACAAGUCAGAUUUGUGUUGCUGGAGAGGAAUGCAGGCCCAUACUAAGCCUAAGUAGAGAGGUUUUGGCCUAGGGGUCUAGCAUGAGAAAAGUCCGUGAUGUAGGCCCAUGAGCAUCACAAACCGCCUGCACAAUGCUGCGGAGCUUGUGGAGUUGCCUUCUUGCAAGACAGACGUGAUUAGUGGUCUCAAAUCAGCAACACAAAUUUUCGCAAGCAUACCUUUUCGAUAUGGGGAGGGGGGAUGUUUCCUCUUAAUAGCCCAGGAGGCGCUGCAGGAAGUGCUGAAUGCGAACAAGAAGGGCAGGAGUAACAACAAUUUGAAAUUUGGGAAAAGCAACAAGAAGACCGCUAAAAAUGAUUUCGCGAGCAAGCUUUUGUCCAAAGAGGAGCAAGUGAAGAAAAUCGAACAAGCGAGAAGACGAAUGCAGGAGCUGGAAGAAGUGUUUUCUUCUGGGAAAGUGAAGCAAGCUGCCUAUGCGUAUCAAGUGCAAAUAUGUCUAGAAGGUCCUGAACACUGCAACUUGUCAUGGUAAGUCUAGAAUGGUGCAAGAAUCUGUGUUGCAUGAUUGCCAAACGGUGUGUAUUUUUGCCCAAGUUGAGAGGCAGUUUGUCAUGCAGGAGAGGUAUGAUAGAGAUGUAAAAACAGAAUCUGUCAUGCUAGGUCCUGUUUGCCAGACGGUAUGGGUCAUGCAAGACCUGCGCCGUCACAAGUCUGCUAUAGCAAUCUUCCAGACCCAGACACAUUUGCAAUGCAUACUGCGAGCACCGCGGCAAUUAACAGCAGUUUUAACAGCAGUCCACGACAUGAAAUGCUGAACAAAGGCUAUAACAACACGAACAAGCGGCCCCGGUCACCUUUGACCACGGUGCUUCAGUCUCUUAUGGAUUGCAAAUAUGUCUGGGUCUGGAUCUGGAAGGUUGCAACUUGUCAUGCUAAGUCUGAAGCAUGCAAGAUUCUGUGUUGCAUGAGUGCCAAAAGACGUCCACUUUCGAUCAAGUUGACAGGGAGUUUCUCAUGCAGGAUAGGCAUGGUAGGGAUCUCAGAGAAUCUGUCGUGCUAGGUGCUGAAUUCCAGACGACAUGGAUCAUGGAAAAUCUGCAUGACAAGGCUCGGAAUCUCCCAGAGCCAGACAUAUUUGCAGUUCAUACCUCUGAACAAAAACCAAAACUUUCUCGACGACCAGGAGAAUUACGACAUCUAUCGAAAGGAAAAAUCCCCCCUCCCCAUAUCGAAAACGAAAUUUGUGAUGCUGUAUUUGAGGUCACAAAUCGAUUUGUCAUGCUAGAAGGCCAAGAGCCGCAGUCGUGGCCUCGUUUGCAGGCAAUUUGUCAUGCUGUUUCCCACUUUCAGCUGCCUCCUAUCAUGCUGAAGAUGCAAGGCUUCCCCACGCCACCCAGCACUACAGUCCGCAUCUUUUCCCGUGUAGCAUGACAAAGCUGAUUUGUGACAACAAAUCUGCAUCACAGAUUUCCGUUUUAAUAUGGGGAGGGGGAGUUUUUCCUUUUGAUAACAUCGCCGGGUUCGCCAGCGCAGCGUCCAGUAGUCCGCCAGAGAAAUUGAAUGAAGAGCAGAACAAAACACGCAACAAUUACUACUACUUCUCCAGCCCGCCACAGUCUGCGAAAUCGGAUAGCAAGAGCGUCGCGUCGAUAACCGCUUGGUCACCGCCGACCUCGGCUGCACACAUAGGGGGUCAACAGCAUGCCGCGGCGAAAGGCAGCGCAAGGAGCAGCAGGGUGAGCGGAACUUCUUUUACACCCGCCAGUCCUUCUGGGUUCUUACCGCAGCAGGAAAAGAUGCAGCAAAGCAGUGUCGCCACCGAGUAUUCCACCCCGGAAGAGCUUUUGCUGCAGUUCAAAGAAUAUCCUGUGCAAAAGUAUCGUACUCGUAGUAAUUGCUAUCAUGCAUGACAAAUAUCCAUUUUUAGGUGAAUCAGCAUUACAAAUUCUAUUUUUCUUUUUGAAAAAAUUUGUGAUGCAAUCUAUACUAGUACGAUACUUUUGCAAUGCAUAAAGAACAGGAAUACAACAAUUUUGCGUCCAAAUUGAAGAAAAAGUACAACAUCGCCGACGCCGAUGUGGGGGAGACCAGGGAGAUGCUCCGCGCGGCGACGCAGUAUUCGGAAACGAAAAGCCGGAGUUUCAGUCCGGGCGGAAGAGGAGGACCAUUAUUCCGGGGGCAGCAGCAAGCACAGCUUGCAGGCGAUGCAGGAGCAGCUCGCGCAGUGGGUACGAGUAGUAGUUCUGCUAGCCCGUCGCGACAAUAUGCGGGACGAGGGCCGGGCGUGGCGCGAAACUUGAAUAAUGAUGCGCGGCGAUCGCCGGACGUGGCCCCCCCGCGGGGCCGGGAUAGUGCCCAGGAUUCUGUGCAGACAGAUUUUUACGGCGGGUAUUUCUACGGGAUGGAUUCUGCAGCAGAAGCCGGGGCGGUUGCUUCACCGAACUUUGCUCUGCCACAGCAGCAGCAGCCACAGCAGCAUGCGCCGGUGCUACCGUUCGUGCAGAAGUUCGUGGACAGGAAUGGUGCUACAGGUGGCUACUAUCAAGGUAUUGAAAUGCACUUUUGAAUAAUCUGCUAUGAUGUUUUUUUGUGUUCGUAUACAACCAGUUGCACCUUCUGAAGAAAUAUGAUUUGCGACAAGCAGAAACAUCGCUCAAAAAUAAAUCAUGAUCUACAGAUUCUCGCCCCACGACAACCUCCGCAGCGGGUUCCGCGCCGCCGGUGAUUUCGAACACCUCGCACGGCGUUUACGUGACGGAGUUGAAGCUGUUAGAGUGUCUGAACCACGAGAAUAAAUCUACAACUCCGAUGAAUUCGAAAAGGAAAGGGAUCAUGACAAAAGCGCCGCAGCCCGCGGAGAUCUGGAACGAAAUCGAUGCUGUUGCGAAGCAGGAGCAGGGUAUCAAGGCGCAGACUGCACAACAAUCCCCGGAAGAAAAGGACGGGCAUAUCAAAGUGAAAAAAGCCCCCACCCCAUAUCGGAAACGGAAGAUGCGCGAAUUUGUGAUGCUGCAUUUGAGUACACAAAUCGACUUGUAUUGCUAGAAGGCCAAGAGACGAAGCUGCGGCCUAAAUUGCAGAUGAUCUGUCAUGCGGUUUCCCACUUCCAGCUGCCUCCUGUCAUCCUGGAGCUGCAAGGCUUUCCCACGCUAGACAGCGCUACAGUCCGCAUCUUUUGCCCUCUAGCAUCACAAAGCUGAUUUGUGGCCACAAAUCUGCAUCGCAGAUUUACGUUUUGAUAUGGGGAGGGGGCAUUUUUCACUGUAAUAGGGCAGACCCGGUCUCUUUCAGCAGCGGAGCAAAGAGAUUUGUUCCGGGAAGUUUUGCAACAGGUGCUGACAGAAGAAACGUUCCGGACCGACAGCAUUGGUGAUCUUCCCUCUAGCAUCAUCAAGAGUAGCAACAAGCCCGGUAAUGUUUCUGUGGCGCAAGAGUCAGGUUCUGCCAGCAUGGAGGUGGAGGGAGCUGCGCCGGCUCCUGUGCAGCUGGGCGGUGGAGAGAUUUCUGAUGCGCCAGCAGCAGCUGUCGCCUCAGGCGGGACUAGUACAGAAACUCGCACUGUUUCAGAAAAGCAGCAGCAGGCAGAGGUCACUCUACCGCCACCUCCGUUUUUUUCCUCCACCACACGCGAUCAUCUACUCGCGACGCAACAGGACAAAAGUGAAGACCCCCCUCCUCCUCCUUACCGAGACGUCCUCAUGACCCAGUACCAUGAGACGCUGGAGCAGCAGAAGAAUUACGAGUUGAAAAUUGACUCUGUGAUCGAAAAAUUGGAGCGGGAUUUUUCGAACAAAACCACGGAUUUGAAGGUCACCAUGAAGGAGGAACUGACCGCGGUGGUGCUGAAUUUGAGAAAGGAGUUAAAAGAAACACUAACUUCAGAACUGAAGAAACAAACCGAGUUUUUGGAAAGCAAGCAGGAACUGAAACAGCGGGACAAGCGGGACAGCGAGGCGAAAACGAGACGAUUUGCAGAGUUGCUACUGUACUUUUCUGAUGUAUUCUUGAAGGUUUUUUUUUUGUAAUCGAGACGGAACAUCAAUUAUGACCUACUUAAAAUGUGUUUCUGCAAUGCAAAUUCUUCACUUCACCUAUACAAAAAACUCUAGGUACGGUGACAAGGAGCUGCAGGCAAAGCAGAAUCCGCAAAGUUUCGUCUUUGACCACUACAAAGCAAGAUACGGAAUAUUAAAUAGUAACUCGUUCUUCCCCGCCCGAGCGGCCUUUGACGCGGAGGACGAAAUGUCAGUUUCCGCUUCGACUUCCCAUGCAGCAGAUGUUGACCAGAACAACGAGAAUAAAAACGACACUGCUCGUCCUGUCGAAAGCGAGGCUGCUUCGAAAGUUGGCUUUCAUCCUCCUUCGCAGAAACCGCCAGUAACCGCACGACCAGAGGACGACGACGAAGGGGGCUUGAAGACGAACCGGCAGAACAACCAAAGCCUCGGGGAAGUACUACUUUCCACUGUGGCCGAGGAGGAUGAAGACAAAUCUGUCAUGCAGAAACUCAAACAGGAAGAGCGGCGGGUUUUGGAGAGUUGCGCUUUGAGCGAGGGUAUCAAAUGCAAAAAUGUCUGGGUCUGGAAGGUUGGAACUUGUGAUGGUAACUUUGGACUCUAAAAAAAUCUGUAUUGCAUGACCAGCAAGAGGAGUCUAGUUUGUGCUACGCGGGGAGGGCAUUUGUCAUGCAGAGUAGGCAUCAGAAAGCCCUCUAAAAAUCUAUGAUGCUACGGAAUACAUCACAGACGUCGCGGGCCAUGUAAAAUCUGCAUGACAAGUUCCAGACCUAGACAUAUUUGCAUAUGAUAGAGGGCGAGGUGCUGCUGUCAGAUGGGGAGAUGUGAGUGCUACUGCGAAAGCUGCGACGAUAUUAUCUUCUUCAUCUACGCGAACUGUUUUUAUCGGACGAAAAGCUGUCCGUUUUGCAUCCAAAAGUACCUUUAGAUAGUUCCUUGCUUUGUAUUUCUUAAAGUAGCUCUAACAACACGUGAGCAGAAAGCGAGACUUUCAAGAGCCACGUCUUGAAUAAACAACAAACAAAUUAUACGCUAUCUUCCGUUGAUCGGAACAACAAAAGCUUAACAAGUUCUUGCGUUAGAUAAUUCAUCAGCAGGUAUAAUUGCGAAUUGGUUUGCGUUUGGCCUAUUCGAUUUUGUUUAUUUCCUCGUUUAUUGUUUAGAAGUUCUUGUUGUGCGCAGGACCAAACUGUUAUCACCUCCACCGGAGAAGUUUUUACACUUUGGUUUUGUCGUGACACUGCACUUGCCGGCAGACGCAGUUUGAUGCGGUUUAGAUUGGUUGUUAUGCAAGAACGCCAACGCAUACGAACAUGACGCAGCUUGUAGUGUCUACCGGAGCUGCGCAGAAGGCGCGUCUCGUGUUGGCAAGUGAUCAGAUCAUGAUCACUUGCCCGCC